CAGGGUUAGAGGCAGAGAAUCCCAGUGGAAAGAGGGGAACCGGCCAGGCAGAGACAGCAAGGGCGGUUCGUUGCUCCAGAGCCUUUCCGUUCACCUUCCCACUCCUGGGCCAGACUACACUCAAUCAUAUGACCCACUGAAGAGAUGAGUCUUCAGUAAAGACUUAAAGGUUGAGACUGAGUUUGGGUCUCUGACAUGGGUAGGCAGACCGUUCCAUAAAAAUGGAGCUCUAUAGGAGAAAGCCCUGCCUCCAGAUGUUUGCUUCGAAAUUCUAGGGACAAUUAGGAGGCCUGCGUCUUGUGACCGUAGCGUACGUGUAGGUAUGUACGGCAGGACCAAAUCAGAGAGGUAGGUAGGAGCAAGCCCAUGUAAUGCUUUGUAGGUUAGCAGUAAAACCUUGAAAUCAGCCCUUGCUUUGACAGGAAGCCAGUGUAGAGAGGCUAGCACUGGAGUAAUAUGAUCAAACUUUUUGGUUCUAGUCAGGAUUCUAGCAGCCGUAUUUAGCACUAACUGAGUACACACCGUUGCAUGAGAUCUUCAGUUUCUUGGCAAUUUCUCGCAUGGAAUAGCCUUCCUACAAGAAUAGACUGACGAGUUUCAGAAGAAAGUUCUUUGUUUCUGACCAUUUUGAGCCUGUAAUCGAACCCACAAUUGCUGAUGCUCCAGAUACUCAACUAGCCUAAAGAAGGGCAGAUAUAUUGCUUCUUUAAUCAGCAAAACAGCUUUCAGCUGUGCUAACAUAAUUGCAAAAGGGUUUUCUAAUGAUCAAUUAGCCUUUUAAAAUGAUAAACUUGAAUUAGCUAACACAACGUGCCAUUGGAACACAGGAGUGAUGGUUGCUGAUAAUGGGCCUCUGUACACCUAUGUAGAUAUUCCAUUUAAAAAAAUCUGCCUUUUCUUGCUACAAUAGUCAUUUACAACAUGAACAAAGUCUACACUGUAUUUCUGAUCAAUUUGAUGUUAUUUUAAUGGACCAAAAAUGUGCUUUUCUUUCAAAAACAAGGACAUUUCUAAGUGACCCCAAACUUUUGAAUGGUAGUGUAUAUAUACCCUAGAAAACUGAUGCUAUGUGUUCGCCAAUGAGAUGCUUGGAAGCCACUGGUCGGCCAUAUUGGCACUCCCUAGUAGGAGCAGUCCUCCAUAGAAAUUAAUGGAAUUCUACAGUAUUUUCAAUUAAAAGUUUCAAGGACGAAAUGACAUGUAUUUAAGUAUUGUUUUGUUGUAGUGAGGACAGUAACAUUAGUACAAAAAAUAAAUACUUUAAGGAAAAUAUUUUAGCUCACAUAAUAUACAUUAAAAGUAUGCAUAAAGGUGUCUGUAAUGGAAUAAAUGGGUAAAAAAAAACAAAUAAAGACAUUAAUAAAUGCAUUUCUAUAGCUUCCAAAAUAUUUUACAAUUGAGGAGGAGUGCCAAGAUUGCUGCCUGUGGCUUCAAUACAGCACCCCUGUCCGUCAUCCAGGGUUUGCACUCAUCCACGUCUUAACAAACACCCACCAUGAAGCCCAUUAGAUUUGCCUGACAUCAGACAAACUAAGGGAAGAGAAAACCCCCACCAACUUAGGUUAGGGAGUAAAAGUAACUUGCAACAAACCAAAAAAUGGAUACACAAGAAAAAAGGCUUUAACAACAUAGAAAGGAAGAGCUAAACAGCUGUGUAGCCGUGCUGAAGCUCUUACUUCCCCUUACUUACACUUACUUCCCCUUCGUAUAUUGAUGACGUCUAUGAGUGUGCAAUGUGUCUGUUUGCUUUUCUUUUUAGAUAUGUGAUGAUAGACCACCACCACAAUCUUUAAAUCUAUGUUAAGACCAGCUUGUAAAGCAACAUCAUACCAAGUGGUUAAUGGACCACACACGCCAUUCCGUAUUCUCAGUAACUCAAAGAACCAACUUGUGCAAUCCAAGUUCUGUUUCUAGUCGACAUGACAGGAUCAUGCUGAAUCAUCCUCGAUGAUCUAUUAAAUCACAUUGGUUGUGAUCAUUCAUCCACAAUUAAAGUGCUGAUGUAGCCAUCCUUUUGAUGUAGCCAUCCUUUUGAGCUUCUAUUUGAGGUUGGUGAUGUGGGAAUGUCCAGCACAGUCGGAUGCUGAUGGGAGAAUGGCUCAUAAUAAUGGCUGGAAUGGAGUAAAUGGAAUGGCAUCAAACACAUCAUCAUCCUUGCGCAUCAACUUCAAAUCGAAGAAGAGGGUAUUAGCCAAUCUAAGAAGUGAAGUCUGGUUCGUAAAAACAAGACAAAUCCAACACCACACAGAACAGAGAAAGAAACGGUUACGGAAGGCAGAGCAAGAGCAACAUGGCUGGGGCCCAUCACACUCUCAUUCCACUGCUGAUCCUAAAGCUUAUCAAUGCAGGUAAGAGGACACCUACUGUAGGAUAAAAGAUCAGCCAUGCUCAUUAACCAUUCAUGCUGUGUGUAGGUUUGCUAACAGGUGGUUAGAGAUCAAUCUACAUAGUAUUUACCACUUAUAAUGGAUCCUUGAUGAAGUUAUUUGAGUAAGGAUUUUACUGUGUUACAUGGAUACAUUUAGUUUUUCUCUUUAGGUGUGCAUGGAAAAGAAUUAUCUCAAUACGUCAAUGAGAGAGAGGGCUGAUGUCAGUCUGCUGUGUGACAAUGUGGUUCAUUCAGACUGCUCCUUAAUUAUGUGGCUUCACAGCAGAGAGAGUUUUCAAAAUGCUAUUCAAGAGGUUUUUAACGGGAAGGUGAGAGUUAACUCAAAGAGAGCUAAAAAACUGAGUGUGGACGCUGACUGUUCUCUACAUAUUCACAAUGUCACAGCUGAGGAUGCUGGACGCUACACAUGUCGAAUUUUAAAACCCCAAAAUCCCUUUUCAGACACUGAUACCUGUCUGUUAGAAACCAUGGUAAAAUUGAAUGUUUUCUUGUCUCUUGCAGUCUCCUUGUCCACACUACUGACAUAUCUAAAGCCUGAUAGACCAGUAACAAUAAGGUGCUCUCUGCACACCAAUGAAGGACGUGGAAAGUGUAGGAUAGUACUCAAUAGUCAAGUUCAUCUGAGCUGGAUGGAUGAGACUGGUAGGAAGCUGCAGGGAGACCCCAGAUACCAGCUCACAGGGCCUCGCUGUGACAUCACUCUGAAUGUGACAUUCCAGAAGAAGGACAACAACAGGAAGUGGACGUGCACGCUGACUGACAAGGGAAACAUGAAGAUCUCCAUUGACUUCACCUCCACAUUCUCAGAUAUUAAAGACACGGAUGAUGACGGUGGAGAGGAAAACGACGGUCUUAAACAGUCGCUGCUGAUCUGGGUGCCAAUGGGGGUGGUGGUGUGUGUGGCUGUGUGUGUGUGUGUGUGACCGCAGUCACCUUCAGAAGGAGGGCGUAUUAUGUUUCAAGAAAUCAGAUGCCAGUCAACCCAGGAAAUAUGGUGCAAGCAAACAACAAGAAUGUGUGCUCCUCUGCUGCGUCUUCCCCCCAUGCACUGCCUGCAGGUGGCCUACACAGCAUGGCCGAUGUCAACAACGUCUCGCUUGCCGGGACACCCGUGUUCCUGCUGGCUGGCCUGUGCCUCUGCAUCCUGUUGCAGGGCGCCGACCCUGACUCAGCUGAUCAUGACAUGAGGGGUUCUGGGAGAUCAAAGGCCAAAUCUGAAAGGACACCCUAUUCCCUAUGUAGUGCACUACUUUAGUGUUAUGAGGUAGAGUUUGGUGGAGUGGUACAAGUAUGCCAUUUUGGAUUCAACUAGGGUUAUAUUCCUAAAAUUGAACUGUUGAAAUUUGGGAAUGUAAAUGACCUGAAUGUCUGAAUUAGACAUCUAGUCUCUAGAUACCUAUGUUGAAUAGAAUAAAGUAACUUAGACUUUGCUGUGUGAAUUCUUCUUAAUGUCAUUCAUCACAUGACAGGUCGCAUUGACAGGCUGCACUGACAGGCUGCACUGACAGGCUGCACUGACAGGCUGCACUGACAGGCUGCACUGACAGGCCUUACUGACAGGGUGCACUGACAGGCCGUACUGACAGGUCGCACUGACAGGUCGCACUGACAGGUCGCACUGACAGGUCGCACUGACAGGUCGCACUGACAGGCCGUACUGACAGGCCUUACUGACAGGGUGCACUGACAGGCCGUACUGACAGGCUGCACUGACAGGCCUUACUGACAGGGUGCACUGACAGGCUGCACUGACAGGUCGCACUGACAGGCUGCACUGACAGGCCGUACUGACAGACUGCACUGACAGGUCGCACUGCGUUGAUGGAAGCAGCCAGGGCUGGGGCUGUGCAGCUGAUCAGAGCCAUCCUACUGAGGGGGGGGGGCGACUUCACUGCCAUGGGGGGAUUCUUUGAGGUGGGUUAUACAGUAUUAUAAACCUGAAUGCUGAUUGGCUGAAAGCUGUGGUAUACCACGGGUAUGACAAUACAUUACUUCUUACUGUUCUAAUUAUGUUGGUAACCAGUUUAAAUAGUGUUAAGGGAUUUUUUUUAUCAAUAAUGACUAAUUAUGUAUACAUUUCAAUCAGGACUGACUAAUCAGAAUACUAUUAUGUUGCUGUAUAGAUGUAUGAAUUUUCUUUUAAUCCUAGUACUGAAUAUAAUGUGUGUAAAUAUAAUCAAGAAUUAGAACAAUGACUGUCUGUUCCUUGGUAGAAAUGAAUUAACUUAUCGCCAGACUGGCUAGAAUGCUUAUCUACACAGGCAGACCUUGGCUCGGGUCAUAAAUUAUCUAAAUUAGGAGAGACGAUGUGGGAAGGCUUGAGAUACUGCCUUUGUACCAGGGUGGAGAAGAAACGGGACAGUUCGAAAACUAAUGACGUCAUUUUCAGUUUAUAACCUGUGGUAAACUGUAUCAUGUUCAGUACUCUCGAGAAUAAACGCUGCUGAUAGAUUUUGA
Oncorhynchus keta (chum salmon) is the source of this 4846-nucleotide messenger RNA. RefSeq lists its product as uncharacterized. The record is from RefSeq and is a predicted model, not a curated record. Gene Ontology annotation, cellular component: external side of plasma membrane; membrane raft. Gene Ontology annotation, molecular function: protein tyrosine kinase binding; MHC class II protein binding. The transcript has 6 exons. NCBI's taxonomy places the organism in Eukaryota, Metazoa, Chordata, Actinopteri, Salmoniformes, Salmonidae. Gene Ontology annotation, biological process: positive regulation of ERK1 and ERK2 cascade; T cell activation; interleukin-15-mediated signaling pathway. The coding region runs from base 2545 to 3312 and encodes 255 amino acids.